This is a messenger RNA of Habropoda laboriosa, 2267 nucleotides long. Its product is annotated as GATA zinc finger domain-containing protein 14-like. Bases 51 to 2243 code for a protein of 730 amino acids. The record is from RefSeq and is a predicted model, not a curated record. Lineage: Eukaryota; Metazoa; Arthropoda; Insecta; Hymenoptera; Apidae. The transcript has 10 exons.
GAUUUAAAGAGAUUUAAUCGUGUUGACGAAGAUUAAAUAAUAAAUGGAAAAUGCCUCAGAUACCAAAAUACCGAAAAGUGAAAAGAGCACAGAAGAGUGUGCUUGUCAAAAGGAGACAUUUUUUAAGAAGUUACCCUGAAAUUAAAUCUUAUAAACCAUUAUGUAAAAAAUUACAAAGUAACAACAAUUCAUUAGCAAAGGCAUUGUCUACAGAAAAACAGGAGAGUCAAUUGUUAUUUUCCCAAAAUGUUGCUUUAAUUGCAGAGGUACAAGAUCUAGGUUUAGCUUGUAAUAAACGUGAUGCUGUAAUAUUAAAUAUCCUAAAGAAUGCUAAGGAAAUGCUUAAAAUGUUAGUAACAAUGACUGGUUUCUUAACAAACACAAUUUCAUCAUGUCAAGAAUUUGCAGAAUUUGGCAAAAAUCUACGGAUGUCUGGAAAUUCUGGAAAGGACUCGUAUAGAAGACUGUCAACAAAAUCUCCAACCAGAGGAGUGGUGAAGCCCAUGGUGAGCGGUCACACCAUUACAAAACCCACCAUUAAUUUAAGUAGAGUAAAUAUGCAACAUAUUAAUAAUUCAUCAAACUUAAGUAUAAUACCAGAGGUAAUAACACCCCCUAGAAAUCGGGAAUUAAACACUUCAAGGUCUCCUAAUAUGGUUACUAUGAGACAACAUAGAUAUGAAAAUGGGCGCACAUGUAGAAUGCCUGAAAGACUGACUGCUGCUUCACCUAGAAAUAGCGAUGAAAACGAACGGAGAUUGAGCGGUAGAAGUCGUAGACAUUCUGGAAAAACAUCAGGAAGGCUGUCAAAGUUAAAAUCAAGAGUGGUGAAAAGUAACGUCCCUCGAAAUAGUAUCGAAAAUUACGAACAUAUAGGAAGUCCAACAGUGAAACUUAACGAUGUAUCGAAAUUAUUGCAAAAUUCUCAAAGCAUUAACAUUCGAAUGUUAACAGAGAAUCAAAAUAAUCAAGAGACUGAUAACCUAGAAAAUAGUGAUGAUGUGAAUCAAGAAAAUCCUGAGGCAAAUGUCAUAUCAGAAAUAUCAUCUUCUGACAGUACCCCAGACAAAUCUAUCGAAGAUAAAAACAAACAAGUCAAUAAUAAGUUAGAUAGUACGAAUGGACAAGAAGACGCAAACGUUAAUCAAACUAAAAAUCGUACAUCAAAUUGGGAAGAUCCUUUGGAAGGACCAAGUUGGUUAUUCAAUAACUCUCAAAUCGUGCCUUCUUUCACAAAUAAAAACAAGAAAGCUGAUGAUGUAAGUGUUUCUGAUGACGAUACUAUGAGCAUGACAUUAAAAAUGUCAGAAUCGAGCGAUGAAAAAAGUAUGCCGCAAACAUUAUCACUGCCAAUAUCCAGAAAACGCGCAAAUCACGCGAACAAUUCUAAAAACGGUAAACAAACAAAUGACAAGAAUGGAUGUAAUAUGCUUCAGCAGAAUGAAAACAACGAUAAUUCUUGUAAUACAUCUACGGAUGUGAACGAAACUCAAUGUGAAGUCGAUGAUGAAUCUAGGGUGAAUUUGGCAAGUUUUAUUACACAACGACGAGGUUGUUUGGAGAGCGAGGAUGAUGAUGACUUCACCCUGAUGGUUGCGCGACGACCAUGUAACACGCAUUUUGACAUAAACGAUUUAAAGCUACCUGUCCUAGAACAGUCUACGCUGAAACCAGUGACUCCAGCUGAACCAGAGCCUGAAAUAACGACUACUCUCCGAAAGAUAUCGCAGAUCUGUGUAAUGCCUUCCGUUUCGAAUAACAGCCUGGAGGAGUCUGCGUUUAAUCGGUCUACGGUGAACUUGCCUCUGCUCGUGAACGAUUACGAGGAUAAAGACUUGUCGUUAAGAAAUAAGACAAAAUUCGAGCAGCGGAAGAAAAAAAAAAGGAAGGCAGCUAUAAGAGAAUCCAUUGAUUUUAUUGAGGGUACACCACCGCAUAGCAAGAAGAAUAAUCAGAAAAAGAAGAAAGAUAAGGUCGUGAAGGACCCAAGUGCCGUUAAGGUAGUAUUGGAGAAGCUAAAUGAAUGUGACGUUAAAUCUAGAACACCUUCCCCUAAUGAUAUAAUUUCUCUUGGUUCCAAUCAAUCUUUAAGCCCUGUAUCGCUGCGCGUAGACAACACGAGCGACUCUGAGAGUAAUACAAGUACAAAUAGCUUACAUACAUUAAAUCGUCCUAGACGAAAAAGAGCUGUAAUCAAUCUUCGAGAACCUAGUUUGAUAAAGAAAUUACGAAGGAAUCGUUAAUCAUGCGCACGACAUUCGUCGAUA